AUGGGUAAGAGCAGACUAAUCGUUAGAGAGAUGGUGGAUUUAAUGGGUCUGCCUCGACAAUUGCAUAAAAAGCAUGAGGAGAAGACAGCAUCGAUUUCAUCGAGUCUUAAUCCACCAAUUCCCUUCGCCGACCAUGCAGCUAACGAAGAUGAAUUUGAUGACAUCUUUGAUAUGUCUAAAAACACUCUUCUGAAGAAACAAGGCAGUGAAAGGCUCAAGCAACUACCCUGA
Molecule: messenger RNA, 231 nt
Organism: Rodentolepis nana
Lineage: Eukaryota; Metazoa; Platyhelminthes; Cestoda; Cyclophyllidea; Hymenolepididae
Source: the annotation of a GenBank genome assembly